AUGGUUGCUGCAAUCAGCGGUUUCAAACUCACUGAAAUUAGCCCUGGCUUUGGUGCUGAAAUAUGUGGUUUCAAUGCUGCGGACGAUAUGACGGAGGAGAAUUUUCGCCGUCUACAUGAAAUCAUUACUACGUAUGGGGUUGUAAUUAUACGCGAAUCCCAAUUAACGGACGAAACUCACAUCAAGCUGGCUCGUAUGUUUGGAGAGCUAGAUGACGUCAAACCAUAUGUCGCUGCUGGACGGAAGAAUCGACUCAAAUAUGACGAACUCUUUGAUGUUAGCAACAUCGAACUAGACGGUACUAUCGUUGACCCGAGCAGUCCUCGCGGGCAGGCAAAUAAGGGGAAUGGCCUAUUUCACGUCGACUCUAGCUUCAAUCCUCGCCGGGCUGGAUAUUCUCUCUUGCUUGCUCACGAACUACCGCCUGCGGGCACAGGCGGUAAAACAGCAUUUGCAGAUACAAGGACUGCAUUCGACGAACUGGAUAACGACAUAAAACAAGACCUCUUGGCAAACGAUUAUGUUGCGGCGCAUUCUAUUCUACACUCCAAGAAACUUGCUGCUCCUGAUUAUUUUGCAAAUGUUGAUCCUACUCAACAUCCAAUGGGCCGGCACAAGAUGGUUCAACGACACGAGAGAUCCGGCCGAAUGAAUCUCUACAUCGCAGCGCACAUACACCACAUUGAAAACGUCAGCGAAGAAGCAUCAAAGACUCUCUUUGACAAAGUUUUCAGUCAUGCAACACAACCGAAAUACGUCAUCGAGGUUGAAUGGAAGCAGCCUGGAGACUUGGUUAUUUGGGAUAAUACUUGCACAAUGCACCGUGUAGUAACCGGACCAUUUAGUACCAAGUAUAAGAGAGACAUGCGGCGCGCAACUGUCCAUGACUCUAGUAGUACCGCGUGGGGACUAAAUGAGCAUUCAGAUGUGCGACAAGGUUUGCCAUAA
Trichoderma virens Gv29-8 is the source of this 948-nucleotide messenger RNA. RefSeq lists its product as uncharacterized. The transcript is spliced from 3 exons. The record is from RefSeq and is a predicted model, not a curated record. Lineage: Eukaryota; Fungi; Ascomycota; Sordariomycetes; Hypocreales; Hypocreaceae. The coding region runs from base 1 to 948 and encodes 315 amino acids. Gene Ontology annotation, molecular function: oxidoreductase activity.